AUGGCAGAGGAUACUACCUCAGUCUCCAAGGUUUAUUGCUUUUAAUUAAGAAUUUUUGAGAUUAAGUUUGAUUUUGACUUCUUUAAAUAAGUCAUGGGUUGUUUUGAACUUUAGGGCUGCUUUCUGAUCAAGAAAUCAUCGGCUCACUCUCCAAGAAAGCAUCGUGCAGGUAGUCCGGAUAAGCGUUCAUGUCAAGCAUGUCACCGAAGUUUGCUUUGUCAAUCUGACAAUCUCCCCUCUAAAUCAGCCAUACCUGGGAUUAUCUUGAUAAUUUAAAGGGGAACUAGCGCACAAAUAAAAGGCAAAGCUGCGAUCUUCAUCGUAGUCUGAUAACAGCCAAUCUGUCGAUUAUUUUACUGUGAAGACUGAAUGCAUUUCAAACCUAUUUCUUUGGCUUCAGGCACAGACCACUUCAUCAUGUCUAACAAGUUAAUGACCAGAAGUUUUCUUUUUUUUAAUUUCUUCUCAGACGAUAUAUUUCCAGAGGUUGCUGGAGAAAGUAUAGCCCAUCGCAAGCAGAGAUAUGAAAACUUUAAAAAGUGUUGGGAAUCUAUUAAAUGUGAAAUUGAGGUGCCAGUGAUACGUGUUAUAUUGUGGUGUUUACAAUAUUCCAGACCUUGUAUUCUGCUAAUGUGUUAAGGAAAGAGAGGCAUGAAAAGCAGGAACGGCUUAGAAAGCAGAAGGAAUUUUUAAAUCCGGAAUUAAAUGACAUAUUAAACAAUGAACGAAAUGAAAUAUUUAUGACUACUUGUUGCUGUAUCAUCUUAGGUUCUGCAGUCACAGAUGAACAGUAAAAUAUUUUCUGACCUCGUGGAAUUUUUCAAGAGAGCACAGAAUGUAAAAUCAUCAGAAAUUGGGAGGACCAGUGUCGUACAAGAAAUACCUACAGCUGCUCUCAUAACUGGUAAAGAGAAUAAAAGUCUUGUUUGUCGGGUGUGCUAUUAUGGCAAACCUUACAAAUUAAGUUGAACUGUGUAAUUUAUAAUUUCAGGUGUAAAUAUGCCAGACCAUGAUGUUGUAUUCUCUCAGUUAGCCAGUGAAUUAAACAGUCAUGUUACUCCAUUUGUUGCUUUACUGAGGUCCAAAGACUGCACAGGUUUGCUUUUUAUUCCAUCUUUCCUUUCUGCCUAAAUUUCAGAGAUAUUAUUUGUCUUUGAUACAACUUGAGUGUGGAAGGAAUAAUUUCAAAUGACACCAGGAUAUAAUUUUUAAAGAGAAUUUUAUUGUAAGGUGUUUAAAAUUUUGUUCCAAACUAACUUAAGAAUUUUUAUUUAAUAUUGAACAAUUUUUGGGGUUAAAAAAGCUUGUUAUUUUGUUGUAGAUUAGGUUCUUUGCCCAUUCUCUUAGACAAGAACUUAUAUCAAUGGAUUUCAACAUUGGCUAUUAUUCUUUUUUGCUUAAAAGUCAAAUUUGUGCUUUAUAGCGAUGAAAGCAACGAUGAAGAAUGUAAUAUCACAGUUCUUUAGUUUUGAUAUACAGGUAAGCUUUACCACAUCAUUUGUUUUAUAUUAAAUAUUAUAGUGAUGUGAAUAUAUUGAUCAUCAAGUAUUUGCCAUAGGCUUAAAUGGACAAAUCUGUAGUUCAAUGCCUGGUUUACCACUAACAGAGAAAUCAGAGAGUUUGGUAAAAAGUGUGGUUGAAGGACUUCUAAAUUGACAUGUAAUUGUUAUUUUUUUCAAGGAUAAGGAUGAUUUGUCUCCUUCAGAACAAGCCCAGAAAUUAAGCAGUUUUACAAUGCCUGUACUUUGCCGCUGGUAUGGGAAAAUGAUCAAGGUUUAUUUACACACUUGUUUAUGUGGUUUUUAUUUGCAAGUCUGACUUAUGCUUAUCAAUUUUUCCAGGUUACUUUUCCCAAGAUUGUCAUCAUGAGUGCGACAUUUUUGUCUCCUUUGUGAAAAUUGCACUCUUGACACUAACAACCCUGUCUGGAGAAAACCAAACACAUGGUCAUAGGCUGUAACAGGAAAGUAGAAAGCAAAGUAGCUCUGUGUCAAUUUUUAACCAUGAUGUGAACAAUGUCAAUUGUUUAAAAUAUCUUGGAAUUUUAAUAUCAUCUGAUUUUACUUGGACUAAUCACAUCGAAUACAUUGAAGGAAAAAUUAACCAAAGGCUUGGUCUACUUAGGCGUAUUGAGCAUUUAUUACCAUUUAGGGUGCUAAGUUCUUUAUAAAAGUCUUGUCAUGCCUUUAUCUGAGUAUGCAGAUCUAGAUUGGGGUGACUAGCAUAAUUUAACUUUAGUGUCAAGCCUACAAGUUUUGCAAAAUAAGGCAGCUAAAAUCAUUUUAGAUCGUCUACUGUAUUCAUCUGCAUUGCUUGUGUUAGCGACUCUGAAGUGGAUACCAUUAUAGAAAAUGCAUUUCCAGUGAAGAUGUGUGCAUGUAUACAAAUGGCUAAAUGGACUUAUAAACCAUGAAUUUACUUAAGUAACACAGCAACAGCAACAUAAUUACAACAUAAUUAAUAAAGCCAAUCUUAGACUCCCCAGUGUUAAAAGGAACUGGGGGAAACAAAGAACUGCGUAUCAUGCUGUAAAUGACUUUAAUUCACUUAGCCAGGUAAUAAGAGAAUCUGCCUACAUUAAUGCAUUUAAGCGACAUGUUUAACUUCCUAAUACAAUUCUUAGUUAUAAUUCCUUUUUUUCUUUUUAUUAUAUUUUAGACUCGAUCUUUGAGGUCCUUUUUGAAAACCAUUUUUUUUAAAAAAAGUUUCCUCAGUAAAGAUCAUUGUUUAUCUUAUUAUCUGUUGCAUUACAAAGGAUGCAAUCAAACUUUAUACAGAUUAACAUAACCUAACUUAAGAGAGACACCAUAUUAUAUUACCCAGUAUGUAGGACUGCAGACUAAGGUGAAUUGUGUAUAAUGACGGGGUUGAACUGUUUGUGUUUCAGUACAGUUAUUCAAAAAGAAGACAGAGCAGACAGCAAUCACAGUAUUCAGGUGAAUCAUGGUUACUUUUCAUCAUUUUCAGUUUUUAUAUUUAUAGUAACAGUUUUUUGUUAUUCUUAUUAUUUUCUGACUGCCAUGUUCCCUUUUUCAGAUCAACCCCCUUUGGUUGUCAUUUUUGAGGACUUUGAGGGUUUUCUUCCAGCUGUUGUUCAAAACUUUGUGAUGAUUUGCAGGUAUAAGCUGCUGUCUGUCAUUAAAAGCUGUUUGUUUUACCUUCUCUUCUCAGAGGAAAAAAUUGUUUUCAUUUAAAAAGCUAGAGGCAAAAAAUUGAACAUGUCAAACUUACAGAUGAUUAUUUUCUAUGAUUCUAAUUCCUUCUACUUUACAGUCAAUACUUGAGUGAACUUCCUUUGGUCCUAGUCUUUGGUAUUGCCACAGCACUGACAACUGUUCACAAAGUUUUGCCCCAUGCUGUAUCUAGUUUGUUGUCCAUUGAGAGAUUUCAGUCAGAACCAUCACAUGUUUGUGUUCUAGAGGUCAUAAGCAAGGUGAGCCUUAAAUGGAAAGUGUUCUUAGUGUUCAAUAACAAUAAUGUUUUACAGUUAUAAUGAUGUUUUCUCUAUGAACUGCUUUUCAUAGGUUUUGAUGACUGCCACAUUUCCAUUCAAACUUAGUGCACAAGUGUUAAGAUUACUGUAUGAGAAUUUUCUAUUCCAUGAUUUCUCACUUCAGAACUUUUCCAGAGGACUUCAGGUAUUGUUAAAAUCUAAAACUUGAAAUUUUGAGCCUUUAAAACAAAACAAGUUUCAUUUCAAUCUCUCUUAGGGCUUUAGAGUUUUGUGUGUUUUCAUAGUGUUAGUAGUGGAGCGUGAAAAUUAGUAGUGAAGCUGUGAAAGGUUUCACACAGUAAAUGUCAGGCAUGAUGUGAUACUUUCCUAUUUGGGUUUUAAGUUGAGUUUUUUUAUUUCUAUCUUUUCAGUUCUGUUUGAUGGAGCAUUUUUUUGAGAGUCCUCUGAGUGUGCUCUGUUGUGUGUCAUCAGAUGACAGAAAAGAUUUGCUGAAUGAAAUGAGUCAUAAACAAGUGGAAAUGUUUAGAAAAACAAUGUCUUUUCGCAGGUAAAUUUUACAGUUUAUUCUGUCUACCAUCUCUCACUUCAGUAGGUUUUGCAGGAGAACCUUUUAUUUAUGUGUGGGAUCAUGGGAGCAUUUGCCAGAUAAUACUUGAAAACUGUAUUUUAUUCUUUUGAAGCUGGAAAGGAAUGUAGGCUUCUUUCUACAACAGAAAUUUCUGUUAAGGUUCAAAUUCACUUUCAAAACAAAAAUUUAUUUUUUCUAGCUUAAUGCUCAGAAAUUGACUGAAAGUUACUUUCAUGAGUUCAGUCCUUUCUUCUUGUUACAGAUAUGUUGAAUCUGAGCCACCAUCAAAGCAACUGCCAUUGUUACUGGAUGACUCCUUUGCCAAGGUUAGUUUGUUGAUCUAGGAGUCAUAUUUAAUGAAGUUUGAAUGAUUGUUGGCUGUUUGAUGUCAUACACUAAACCCAUCUUCCACCAUAAAUUCUUAUUUUAACAGGAAGCAAUAGCUGAGCUUUUAAAAAGCUUUCAUGAGUACCACUGGAGUUUCUUCCCUGUGUUAAAUUGUCUCCAUAUUCUCACCUGUAAUCUUCCACAACAUCCUCUGGGAAAGAAGGUUGUAUAAUUAUGCAUCUUAAAUCAUAGGGUUUAAUUUUUUACAUGAUAUUACCACAAAGUUUUGUGCUCUAUUCAUUAAUUGAAUGUUUGAUUUCUAUCGACAUUUUCAGCCCCACAAUGUUUAUGAAAACAGUUUGUCAAGUGAUAUUUAUGAACAGGAAAAAUAUAAGGAGGCACUGUCCUUGCUCAGGUGUGACUAUGUGUGUUAGGAUAUUUAUUCAAGAUAGAAGUCUUAUGUCAAACUUUGUCAAAAUUUUCUUCCAUAUGUUGAAAAUAUGGAGGUUCCCAAAUUUUUUACAAAACAGUCAGGAUCCCAAGUGUUGUAGGCACAUUUCAUCCCCAAGAACUCAUGUUUUUGAUCUGACAUCUUGCCAUUGUGACAUGUGCGUUUAAUAUCUUUUAAUGUUACAGUACUGAGCAUGUGAAUAUAAAAGUGAUCCUAACCAUAAUUAAUAUAACCUUAGGCCAAGACUACUUUUAGAAAUUGUUUUCUUCAAACAAAUUUUAGGACAAAUGUGAAUGAAAAUAAUCUCUAAACUCAUUAUUUUAUGGGCAGCUGAGUUAGUCCAAUCUAUUAAAUUUUCUUCUUUUGUAUCCACAGAGUUUGUUCGAGGGAUGAGCUUCUUCCUCUUCUUAAUAAAUGUGUAGAAAUUUUAGGGAAUGCUGUGGACUCUCCUGAAGCAGGAAGGUGAGAAAUGUUUUCCAAUUUCAAGUCAAGGUUGUCAACAAUAUUUAACCACUAACUGACUGUAUGAUUGUUUUGAUUUAGGUAUUGCCAAAAGCUCAAGAAAUCAAGAGAUGGUAUUUGUAGAUUGCUCGAACAAUUUGACAAAAUAAGCGGUAAAUUAAGAUGUUUGAAUUAUUUUUCAAAUGUACUAUGUGUGAACAGUUAUGUAAUGAAUAUCGAAAAUAUUGUUUAUCAUUGCUGGUUGUUCACAGGAAUCCAAGAGACUUGGGAAAAAAGGUCCACUCGAAAGGAAGCACUAUCCACUGUUACCAACAGAUUUGAACUUCAAGAGGUACAAAUAAAGAGAAAAACAAAUUUUUGUCCCUUCAUAACUCUCAUUGUUCUCAUUGUGGCAUGGUAUUCAAAAUACUCUUGAAUUUAUGAUUUUUUUACUCAAUGACAGAGACUAAUGAGUGCUGCAAAACAAAAGAAGAAAGAAUCCCCAUAUGAUAACUUGCGAAAGAAAACAAUUGAUGCUAUGGAUGAGAUGUUCAGGUAACACAAAUUAGAUUUCAAUCUGCCCAUUUUUGUACACCAGUUACUGAGCUUCAAUAGGAGUAAACCUGUCAAAAUUUUUUAGUCAGUGAUAAUAUACAAACACACGUGGCAAGGAAAUAAAGGUGUUUGGUUUCAAUUCCAUGGGGCACUGAACUCUUUUAGGAUUGGUUAAUGUUCAGCCAGACAAGCUUCUCAGGAGGAAAAUUACUGUAAUGUUGAAAUUUUUAUCCCUUUUUAAUUUUCUCAACAGAACAUUUUUGACCUGUCCACAAAACAUGCCUCUGCAUGAGGUCAUUUAUUAUGACAAAUUACAGGAAACAAGAAAGGUUUGCAAGCAGUCAUUUGUGUUUAUAUAUGUUAUUAAACAAAGUCUGUAGAGAUGAAAACUGCGUCCAAGGUCAGGAAUAUGGUCCUAGGCCAAGGCCAGUUAACAACCUCUUAAUUUUUUUCUGCAGGUUUGCUUUUAUCUGCUUAGCUGCAAUUGACACAGAAAUAAUUUUAGACUGUGGUACCUGUUGUGAAAAACUGGGCUGGUUACAAUAAUAUUUUACUUAUCAAUUCUAGGAUUUCAGAUUCCUUCCCACCAAGAUGUACUAGAAAAAAAUAAGUACCGGUAUUGUCCUGUUGCAAUGAGGUGUACAAAUGAGUGUGGUUAUAAGAGAAGUUGCCAUCAGCCACCAACAUGAUUUUCCUUGCAUUAUUCUGAACUUACAUUAUCCACCAUGCUUAUAAACAGCCAAAUGGAUUGUGCUGUGAUGGUUGGGGUAGUUUUUUAUGGUAACUAAUAAAGUCAUACUGUUUGAUCUGGGAUCAUUUUAUUAUGAAAUUGUGGUUUCAAUGGCCAGUCAUGAUCUUCCUUGAUUGUUUGUUCUGGUUUUUUUUGCAUUUUAGCACGUGGUUGGAAUGCCUCGUGUAGCCAUACAAACAGCCUUAAGUAACCCUCGGCAUUACCUUCAAGUGAGUACUGCUCUUAAUACAUAAAUGUUAUUUUCUGGGUGGGGAGUUAAGGUUAGAAAAAAUCUGCAUCCAAAGCUUUGAGAAGGCUGAAGACCUCAUGCUGUUCUCAAGACUGAGAACACAGCUUUUUUCCCAUGUGGACCAAACUGGAACAGUAAGUAACUUUUGUUCAUUUUUGAAUAGUCUCCUUUUUUCCAUGUAACAUUGAAAAAAUCCUGUAAUGUAGUGUGUCUUGUAAAAAAAGCUGAAAAAACAUUUCCAAAUGCAUGAUUAGCCAAUCACAUCUGGUCUGCUUAGAUGUUUCAGAAAAUAUUAAAACAUAAUACUACAUCAUAGGAUCAUGACUUUUCUUAACAAAACUCCUAGGAAAUUUAACUCCAAAAAGUGUAUUGGCUAGAUGGAAAAGAGAAUUAUGAAAUAUCUAGUGAUAUUUUUCCUCAAUUCCAGUGCGACUGUUGUCAGACUGACAUAGGGACAGUUCAGGACACCUUACCUGACGUGUGCAUUGCUUAUAAACUUCACUUGGAGUGUGGCAGACUAAUCAAUCUUUAUGACUGGUUCCAGGUUGGUGGCCUUUUUUAGCCUUGUUCUACCAAUUUUUGUUUUAGCUUUGAAGGUUCUCUAAAAAUUAUGGGUGCUGCUCUCUCUAAUCUUUGGUUGACUUCUGAAACAAAAUCUAAUGUUCUCUUUAGCCUUUGAUGUAAGGAGAUAUGCUGGAAGGUAAUUGUCCACUUGAUUCUCUCAGUCCUCUUUUCCAGACAUUUCCAAACAUCUGCGAGUUUGCACAGAUUUGAAUUUUUUCUAUGCAGAUGUUAACUUCUUGGUCCACAGGUUUUACUCAUUCCUAGGAUUCCUUUUUUUUAGGCAUUUACAGCUGUUUUGGAACCUCCAAUAGAACAUCAGUCACUAAAAUGUUCUCCAAAGAAGAAACAGAAAAUGGAUGAACAGCUACAGUAUCCUUGUGUUUAGAGUGGAUGAAUGAAAAUGUUCACCUUUAGACUGACAUGAAAUGGCUGAUUCCGAGUUAUUCUGACAGUUUCGCAGGUCAGCUAGUUUUUCAGUUAGUAAAGUGGCUCCAUUAGUCAAUCAGUCAGUCAUUCAGUCAGUCAAUCAGUUGGCCAGUCUGUUGGUCUGUUAGUCCAUUGAUAAGUUGAUGAGUGGGUCUGUCAGUCAUUGCAUCAGUCAGUCUAUCAGUUAAUCAGUGUGUAGCAUUUUUAUUUUAGAACCUAAGAGUUACUAAUACCUUAACUCUGUUGUAGUGCUCGUUUCAUUCAAGCUGUUUCCGAACUUCAAUUUCUUGGAUUCAUCAAAUCAACUCGACAGAAAACUGAUCAUGUACAGAGACUCACUUGGGGAGCAUUUUGAUAUAAAAGUUAUCCUUCACAUCUGGUCAUUUUUCAACAGUAACAACAGUAACUGUCUUGUUGAUCUAGAAAGAACUGUGAUGGAAGAACUGGGUUUUCAAGAAAAUAUAAAAGUUGCAUUUUGUUUUUGUGGGAAAUACAUGAUUACUAAUUCUCACAUUGCUCUCCAGUCAAGUAUAAAUAGCUACUGGGAAUUUGUUACGGUUAACCUAACAAAUGCUGGUGGGUUACCCACAAUGGGCUAGUAGCAUAGACAUGCUUAUCCUCAUUCCAUGUUAGAGCAACCAGGGAGAAGCAAUGACCAGCUAUAAUGGGCAGUUAGCUCUGUCAAUAUAAAAAGAACCUGGUUGACAUGGAAUUCAACUUGUUUUUCCUUAAUGAAAAUCACAUAAAAUUUGACUGUUAUAUCUGUUGUUUCAAAUUGUUUUCAAUGGUAGUUGGGAAAUUUCAAGUUUCACCUGACACCUCAUGAAAUACAACUUAUGUUUAAUUUUUUAUUUAUCUGUUUCAUAAUGUUAAUACCAGAUAUAAGUUCUAGUAUUUUAGAUUGCUUGGGUCCUCAUAACAUUUAACAUGUUUUUGAAGGUCAAAGUAUUCUCAGAGUAAUUCAAUGAUGAAGUCCUUGCUAAAAAAUAUUUAGUCUUUUUGUGUACAAAGGUUGUUAAAAGGUAUGCAAAAAAUAAUUAGAGAUAUCGAGAUAAUGUGAAUUGGCCACUGUAAACAGCUUCUAAGCUGGUGUUUCAGUGCAAAUGGACAUUGGGUUCAUGCUAAGACAAAGGGUUAACACUCAAAACAUCAGCUUAGAAACUCUUAACAAUUGUGGAUUUGACAAAACCAACUUAUCCUGUUAUACUUUCUCACUGAUGCAGCACCACAGUUUCUUUACAAUACACAUUGUAUGUACAGCAAGGCUUGGGCAGAAUUUUCAGAAUGUGUUGAAUGGCUAAUUGAUUUCAACUUUUUUAACCAGCUCUGAACUUUAGCUUUUUCUUUCAACUUUUUUUUUAUUCUGUUAACAAUCAUUGUAUUGUAUAAAGAAUACUUUGCAGACCUUUUGUAGAAAGCUUGAAUGACAUUCUUGAAACAGCAGAAUGAUAAAAUAACUAGUGAAAAGUAUGUUUACUAAGUUUCUCUUGAACAUGAAAAUUGUACAGAGUAAUAUGAACAUAUAAAAUACCAUGAAAAUAUUAUUAUUUAAUUAAUUUUAUACCAUAGCUUUUAUAAAUGACUUUCUCAAC
Pocillopora meandrina is the source of this 9358-nucleotide messenger RNA. Lineage: Eukaryota; Metazoa; Cnidaria; Anthozoa; Scleractinia; Pocilloporidae. The record is from the annotation of a GenBank genome assembly.